AGAUCCUGUUUCCAGCUUCACCUUUUGAUCUGAAGUUGGUUUUAAGCUCCUGCCACCAUGCCUGCUGAUUACAAUGGGACGUGGGAAAUGGAAGCCAAUGAAAACUUUGAAAACUACAUGGUCGCUUUAGGUAUUGAUUUUGCGACUCGUAAGAUUGCAAAACACUUGAAACAAACAAAGGAGAUUAUUCAAGAUGGAGAUAAUUUUAAAACAAAAACACUCAGUACUUUCAGAAACUAUGAACUGAAUUUCACUGUAGGAGUCGAGUUUGAAGAACAUACCACAGGACUGGAUAACCGAGUGGUAAAGACUCUAGUGACCUGGGAUGGUGACAAACUGGUAUGUGUUCAGAAUGGUGAAAAGAAAAACAGGGGCUGGAAGCACUGGAUUGAAGGAGACAUACUGCAUCUGGAACUGACAUGUGAAGACCAGGUGUGUCAUCAGACAUUUAAGAAGAAAAAAUAAAUGUGACCAGAAAGCCACCCAGAUCUUCAUCACACUACUAUGCUGUUAUGUUUUGUCUAAAAAGAAGAAUGAAGCUAAAUUUGUAAUAAUUCUUUGACACUGCUAUGUGAAAGUAUUUUGUGCCUGUUUAUGGAAAUAAACACAUUUUAUAGAAAUAACACCAGUUACAAACAUCAUAAAUUCCUCUGCUUUUCAGCCUAGAAUUAAAUAAAAGUAAUUGUCUUUCAAAUAAUGCUUUCCUACAUCUUUGUAAUAAUUUCCAGAGGAAUGUCCUUUAGCCACAAGGCUGAAAAUUAACAGUCACA
Molecule: messenger RNA, 770 nt
Organism: Falco peregrinus (peregrine falcon)
Lineage: Eukaryota; Metazoa; Chordata; Aves; Falconiformes; Falconidae
Gene: RBP2
Product: retinol binding protein 2
Exons: 4
Coding region: 58-465 (135 amino acids)
Biological process (GO): fatty acid transport
Cellular component (GO): nucleus; cytosol
Molecular function (GO): fatty acid binding
Source: RefSeq, a predicted model, not a curated record